Molecule: messenger RNA, 505 nt
Organism: Theileria equi strain WA
Lineage: Eukaryota; Apicomplexa; Aconoidasida; Piroplasmida; Theileriidae
Product: ubiquitin-conjugating enzyme, putative
Exons: 4
Coding region: 48-470 (140 amino acids)
Biological process (GO): DNA damage tolerance; protein K63-linked ubiquitination
Cellular component (GO): nucleus
Source: RefSeq, a predicted model, not a curated record
AGUGAAUACUUUAGGCUUUAAGUCUAUAUUUUUAAAUUUGUAUAAAUAUGGGUGAGGUCAAGGUCCCACGGAGCUUUAAGCUCAUAGAUGAACUGGAAAGAGGUCAAAAGGGUCUUGUAAAUGAGGGUGUUUCGUUUGGACUCGAGAGACCUGAUGAUAUCACACUCACCAAUUGGUCUUGUACCAUUCUCGGAUACCCAGGGACCGUUUACGAGAAUCGUAUCUACUGUUUGUCUGUGAUAUGUGACGAUCACUACCCGGAUAGUCCGCCUAUUGUUAGAUUUCUCACAAAGAUCGUAUUGACUGGAGUUGACGGGAGUGGAUUUGUCGAUCCAGACUAUUUUAUGGGUUUAAAGAACUGGAGGAGACAAUCCUCAAUCGAAUCGGUGCUCGUAGAUAUACGUCGUCAGAUGGCCGCCCAAGUAAACAGACGUCUUCCUCAGCCUGAGGAGGGUGUGACCUACGACUAGAUACCACCUGUAUAACUUUUAAUUUUUGUUGCUAU